AUGCCGUUGGAACAUUCACCCACGCGAGAGGACGGACAACAAGACAAGAUGGCGGACCGAAAGGAAACGGUAAAUGAGCCCGCUCCUGAGGCAUCCAUCAAUUCAGCUACCUUACGACGGCUACCGCCGUUUUGGAAGGAGAAUCCGGCUGCAUGGUUCAUCACAGUGGAGAUGACCUUUGAUCUGGCGCGAAUAACCAGCGACGAUACGAAGUACCGUUACGUGGUGACGAAUUUGGACCACACCGUACUGCCCUUCGUCAUGGACGUAUUGGCCUCUCCACCGGCGCGUGGUAAAUACGAGGAGAUAAAGAAACGGAUCAUCGAAGCAUUUGAUGAGUCCCACGAAACCAAAUUGAGGAAGCUGCUGCGAGGAAGUGAAGUGGUCGACGAGAAACCCUCGCAUUGUGUGCAGAGACUUAGAAAUCUGGCUGGUGGGCAAGUCGGAGAAAACGUUCUGCGUACGCUCUUUUUGGAGCAAUUACCGGAGAGCAUGAGAACUGUUCUCGCUAUUAGCGAUACGGCGGAUCUGCAACGGCUAGCGCUCCUAGCUGAUAAGAUUGCAGAGAUGUCUGUGCCGAGGGUGGCGGCCAUUGAAGCAUCAACCCCUGUAAUUCCACCACCGUCCACCAGGAUAGAGGCGCUGGAGGCUAAGGUGGAGAAGCUAGUCUUGAUGGUGGAGACGCUCACUACGCGACAGUCCCGCCAACCCUAUAGGUCCCAGCCAAGAUGGCGGCCACGCGGUAGCCCUGGAAGGGGGCGAUCUGGAAGUCGGUCAACUUCACGCGAAGGGAACAACUACUGUUUCUACCACCGGAGGUUCGCUGAGAGGGCCCAUCGAUGCGUCAUUCCUUGUGGAUGGCCAGGUCCACCACCUACUGGAGCUUCGGCUAACCCUGCCACGCAGGGAAACUGA
Messenger RNA from Osmia bicornis bicornis, 915 nucleotides. RefSeq lists its product as uncharacterized. The record is from RefSeq and is a predicted model, not a curated record. The coding region runs from base 1 to 915 and encodes 304 amino acids. The transcript has a single exon. Lineage: Eukaryota; Metazoa; Arthropoda; Insecta; Hymenoptera; Megachilidae.